UUUUCACUUUUAAUUUAUUCAGACAUUUAAACUCAGCUUCUAACAAUGAACGAAGGAGAAAGAUACGAGAAAAUUUGCAGUAAACUUUCAAUUACUCCCCAAAUGAGAGUGAUGGAAGGUUUAAACAAGAAUUGUCUCAACUUGAAAAGUCGGCAUUUGGGAUGCUUGCAAGUGAUUGCUAUAGCAGAGGCUUUACAUAACAACUCAAGCAUCGUUAAUUUUAAUUUGGAGGACAACAACGCUACUGCUAAAGGAAUAGCUAAACUAUGUUCCAUUCUAAAGCAAAAUCUCUCUCUUCAACUUCUAAAUAUUGGUGGUAAUUCUAUAGGAAAAGAAGGUUCGGCGUUUGUCGCCGAACUCUUAAUGGUGAAUGAAAGCUUGAAGGAAUUGAACUUGUCGUCUAAUAACUUUGACGCCUCGGCUGUCGCCCAUCUCUGUCAGGGUCUAAAGAUGAAUUCAACACUUUGUGUUCUAAACCUGAGUAGGAAUUUUAUUGACGAAGUGGGAGCUUAUCACUUGUCGCUAGGCCUAAAUGAGAAUCGAUGUUUAACAGAGUUGGAUCUUAGUUGGAAUAGAUUAUUGGGGAAGGGUGCAGUUGUUCUAUUUAAAUUUUUACAUUUAAAUAAAACAUUGAAAAGAAUAGAUGUCUCUUGGAAUGGUCUUGGAUAUGAAGGUUCCCUGGCGAUAAGGGAAUUCUUAAAAAAGAAUUCCAAUCUAGAGGAGUUACAUUUGAAUGAUAAUCGAAUAAAUUGGGAAGGAGCCAUUUUUAUAAGUCAAGGUCUUAAACAAAAUACUAAUUUAAAAUAUUUAGGCCUUGCUAAAAAUCCCCUAACGACAACCGGAUGUCUUGAUGUUAUCGACGCUGUUGGACGAUCGAAGUUGAGGAAACUCGAUCUCGGUGAUACGUCGGUUACAGGCGAAUUUGAGAUAAUAGUUAUGAUGAUAAAAAAAGAGCGCCAUUUUGAGUGUAAACACGGAGGAGUUGUUCCCUCGCACGAUAUUUUGGGUCAAAGGCAGGGGAGGAAAGUAGAACCCAUGCAGAGAGUGAUCGAUUACAUGAAAGUGAAGCAGUUGAGGCCAACCGAACUCUUUAGAUCUUUCGAUAAAAAGGUUACAAAGUUACUCUCUUUUGAAAAUUUUAUGGAAAGACUCGAAGUUUGUAUCUAUUUUUAAUAUCCCUUUCAGUACGUUUUAAUCAUUUAUAUAUAUAUAUAUUAUAUGUCUUUUUUUCUUCUUUUUUUCUAUCUAUGACAUCUUUUCCCUCUAACCCUUUCAACGUAUGUAUGUAUAUCUACUCGUCUGUCUAUCUUGGUUUGUCUUCUCUUUCUACUUCGUUGUCUAUCUGUCCGUGUCUUUUUCUUUUUCUUCUCUCUCUCGCUCCAUUCCUAACUCAGAAAUGUGGCAUCAAAUUGUACAAGCAUGAAAUUGCUGAAUUAAUGAAGCAUAUUCAAAUUACGACUGCGGAAGAAGCAGAUUCGACAAGUGUAAAUUACAAGUGAGUCUCUAUAAACAGCAAAAUAAUCUGUUUCCAAUCAAAUCCUUUCUUCUCUCGCUCUUUCUCUUCCUAAUUUCCAUACACCUUUAACUGACUUUUGCUUUUCUUCUUGACUAACUUCUAUCUAAUCAAAUAAUCAAAGACAAAGAGAGUAAUGAUUUCUAAUAAAUUCCUAGGAAAAUGAUUAAUAGCGUACAAAAACAAAUUAAAGCUGAAAGGCUCGUGAAAGCGGCCGAAAGACAAAGGAAACUAAAACUACAGGACUAUCAUCGGGAAAUUCUCAAUCAUAGCGUCGGGAUGACCUCUAAUUCUAAUACCACCUCUAAUUUAAAUGAAACGGAAGAACUGAAAGACAAAUUCAAUUAUUCUUCAAGACUCAGUAGUCUACCUUCGUCCAAUCUCAAUGAUAUUGAAAAGUCAAUGAAAGUUCAAAGACAUAGUUUGCCUGCUCUAAAUCAUCACGCGGUUGUUUCAAUGUCGGGCGAUUUGGGAAAAAAAGUGAACAUUUUUCCUUCUCCGAGACUACUUUCAAAUAUAAAAUCAAGGAAAACUUAAAAUUUAUCCUUUUUCGUGUUCUCUUCAAUCACAAAACUUGC
This is a messenger RNA of Dimorphilus gyrociliatus, 2091 nucleotides long. NCBI's taxonomy places the organism in Eukaryota, Metazoa, Annelida, Polychaeta, Dinophilidae. The record is from the annotation of a GenBank genome assembly.